This is a messenger RNA of Crotalus tigris (Tiger rattlesnake), 2389 nucleotides long. RefSeq lists its product as uncharacterized. The record is from RefSeq and is a predicted model, not a curated record. Lineage: Eukaryota; Metazoa; Chordata; Lepidosauria; Squamata; Viperidae. The transcript is spliced from 16 exons. Bases 65 to 1594 code for a protein of 509 amino acids.
CAUUGUGAUCUCCUUUCUAGAAUCCUAUAUUUUUGAAAGCCAGCUUUUAGAUUAUCAAUACAAAAUGGAUGUCCCUAAAUCAGUUGAGAUGGCUUCAUAUCUGGUGCCUUAUAAGGGCUAUGCCUUCACUGAAGAUUUUACAUCAGAUUUGCAGGUUUUGCCAGAGAAGAAAGGAAAGAGAUCCUCACAGUUACCACUAGCUCCCUCAAUGAUAUACUUGUCUCCUUGUACCUCAGAGGCAUCUUUAAAAAUGUUUGAUUUCCUUCUCCAAGGUGGAACUCAUGACUUAGAAGAACAAGAUAAAGCUAAGAUGUAUGAAAUUAUUGUGACCAAAGAUAUGAAAUAUAAGCCUGAGCCCAAACCUGCAGCACCAGCUAUGUUGGAAAUGCCAUUGUUUGGUGUUUCUCCAUCUCCAUCUUUUAUUGAAGAGUCACUUGAGACAACUACGCAGCAGGAAGAGCAGACAACUGAUAACUUGACUGCGUUAUCCAUAGAGGAGCCAUUAAAUAGCACACAGCAGGAGCAAACUUGCGAAGAAACAUCUCCAAAAGAACCAGAAAUAAUUCCAAAGCAGUCUUACUGUUUGCAUAAAAAGAUAAAAUCAGAUCCAAAUAUUUGUACAUAUUCUUACAUAUUUGAAGGAAAGUUGGAAAAGUAUCCUGGAAAAGACAAACCGCACAGGAGAGAAACGUAUCCUAAGGAGAAGAUGAUUUUUGAAGAAAAAGUCACAUACUCAAGCUUGACUGAAAUACAGAAAAGAAAACAAGAGCUCAAGAAGCAUAAGCCAAGGAAGCUAGGCAAAAGAGGAAAAGUUGGUCUCAAGAAGAAGCGGUUGCCGAAACAUAGGAAACCUUUUUCUGCAACAACGGGUUCCGGAAGAUCACGAGACAUCACUUGUAGCAUACGGCCUCGAUCAGCUCAUUCUGCAACUUAUGUUGGACAAAAAGUGUUCCCUGCCCUUGGACGUCAGGCAUUAUCACCUACUGAAAAAAGGCCAUUUUCAAGAAAUAAAACAGAACAACAGUACAAUGAAGGUUAUAAAUUCUCUAAGGAAAAAGAUAUAAGAGUGGUGUUCUUGAGGAAGGAAAAUGAACGGAUUCAGCAAGUGGAGGAACAAAGUUUGACACAAGAAUUUGAAAAAAAAUUGUCUUCUCACAGACACUGUUUCACACCUAACAACUCUCAGCAAUAUCAAAGUUUAGAAUAUUCCAAGAUUGUAUCUGAUUCAUUUUUUGCUCUGAUGAAGCCUUUCAAACAAUAUCAAAGACGCCCAUAUACCGUGAUGGAAGAAAGUACCAUUAACCUUCCUAGGGACUUUCCUUACAGACUGGCCUGGGGGACGCCAACCACUCAAGAUCUGAACAUAAAACUUUAUCAUCCCAAGCUGAAAUUCAGAAAGGAACAAGGAACAAGCAAAGUGAUUCAAGAAAGAACUUUGCAACCAACCAGAUCAAUUCCGGACAAAGGGAGAUACAUCUUAGUGAACGACCCAAAUUCAUCACCUUCAGCUCCUGUUAUGAGUUCACUGGAAAGCAGGCUGCUCAGUGCCCGUUUCCCUGCGCAGAGAGAAAGGGUUCUUCGUUCUCUCUUCUGAGAUAUGCAGGAACCCAAGUAGUCUUACCCAUUUCUUUCACCAGCUUCGGUGUAGCCAAUAAGCCAUUUUCAACAUCUUUACUUCUUGCAUAUCUUCACUAGGUAAUAAUGCGUAGGUAAAAGCACACUCUUCAUGCAUUUCCCCCCAAACCAAUCUAACAGUGCCUUCUCCCUUUAUAGUAUUUGAACAAAUUAGCCAGGUUUGAUUUGCCAUGCAAUAACACCAAUAUCUGAACCUCCACAUUUCAUUGUGUAGUGUGAAUUCUUUUACGUUGUAUUUUUUGCACCUUUUAAUCUAUUCUUACAUGAAUAUUUUUUCAGUGACGUAGUUUUUGAAGGAGUAACAGCAGAUCAAAAUAUUCAGUUUUUUUUCUUUUUCCGAUAUGGUGUGUACUGCACUUUCUCAUACCUGCAAAGACAGGAUUAACUCUCUGUGGUGUUUCUGUAGCCGUAUCAACAUGUUUUUGGUAAACUGGUGAUCUGUUCAUUUACAGUCCAAUCUUCCUUGAGGAUUAAUUAAUAACUAGUUUUAGUUACUACUAAGUGAGAUGCUGGGGUUAAGAUUAGGCUUAGUGAAUCCUGAAACGGGAGUCACUUUAAAAUUGAGACAGCUCACAAACUGCUGAAGCCUGCAUAUACAGAUUUCUUACCCUCUUAUCAAUGCAUUGGAACCUAUGUCUUUAAAAUGUCUUAUUGCACUUUAAUUCAAGAGAUGUGAGUUGGUAGCCAAACCUUAAAUAAGACCAUACCCAGUUUUGUAAUUUUGCUAAACCAAUAAAUGAUGCAUUUAAAAUUA